Molecule: messenger RNA, 2097 nt
Organism: Monoraphidium neglectum
Lineage: Eukaryota; Viridiplantae; Chlorophyta; Chlorophyceae; Sphaeropleales; Selenastraceae
Exons: 10
Coding region: 1-2097 (698 amino acids)
Molecular function (GO): protein binding
Source: RefSeq, a predicted model, not a curated record
AUGCUGGCCUGCGUGUACAAAUCCGAGGCGUGCGUGAGGAUCCUCAUGGUGCUGGGGGCGAACCCCUUCCAGCUGGACUGCCUCGGCCGUGGCGCCCUGCACUAUGCCGCAUUAGUCAGCGCCGCGGACUGCAUCAACGAGCUGCUGUCUGGUUACACGGGCCCGCGGGACGGCUGGGUGUACUGCGAGCCCAACACGCGGGACACCCGGCUGGUGGACAUGAGGUCUGUGUUUGGGUACACUGCCCUGCACUACGCGGUGUUUGCGGAAAAGAUGGACGCCGUCAAGGCGUUGGCGUCGUACGAACCGACCCUCACCAUAGUCAACACAGACGUCGAGCCGCUCAUCAGCGUCGGCAUCGGCAACACCCCCCUGCACCUGGCCGCCUACGUGGGGUCACUCGAGAUGGUCAAGGCGCUCCUGGCGAUCCACAUGCAGAUGAUGAGCGCGGGGCAGGAAGUCAUGCAGGCGGGCAACCAUCAGUGGGGCCAGCGGUACAAUGCCGACAUCCGCCACGUGCGCAACCGCCGCGGGCUGAUGGCGUUCCACGUUGGAGUGCUGCGGCACGGCGAGAGGCUCAACGAGUGCGCGCCUCCGCCGCCGCCGCCGCUGCCGCCGCCGCUGCGCCGAAUCCCCGCCCGCGGGCGCCGCAGCUGCCGCAUUGAAGUGCUGCUGCAUCCAGAUGUGCCGUACACCUUCAUAUUCAAUAAUGAGGACAUGGCCGGGGGCGCCGUGCGCAUGUUUGGGCCCCCAAAGCUGGCCGUCCUCGCGGCGGGCGCCCUGCAGGGGAAGCUGCUCGCCGACCUGGCGGCGGUCACGGAAGCCGCCGAGAAGGCGGCCGAGGCGGCCGGCCUCGACCUGGACUGCGAGCCCGCCGCGGCAGCGGCGCCGGAGUGCAGUCCAGGGACGCCGGCGCCGAGCGUCGAGGGGGCGCUGGCAGAGGCGGGGGCGGCCGUUGACGCGUGCGUGUCAGUAGACAGCGCGAGGCGCGCGGCGGCGGCGGCGGACGCGAUAAGCAGGAAUUUGGAGGCCCUCCGGGUGUCAGCGUUUGCGUCCGCGUCGAGCGCCCUGCCGGCGUUCAGCGUGGCGAGCGCGUCGCUGGCUUCCGACGCGGGCGCGUCGCUGACCCCGACGAGCGACGCCGGCGCCGCGGCCGCGCUGGCGCCGGCGGCGUCGGCGCCGCUGCAGCUCCCGCCGCCGCUGCAGCAGCAGCGGCAGCAGCAGCAGCAGGACGCCGCGGCGGCGGCGGCGGCGGCGCUGGUUGCGCAGCAGCUGCCGGCCGAUGCGCAGCAGCUGGCGUGCGCGGGGACGGCGCCGACGCUCGCGGCGGCCGGCACGGGCGGCGCCAGCAGGCAUGGCUCCAUUCCCUCAAUUUCUGGGGCGUCCGAGAGCGCGGUCAGGCAGGCGCGCUUCCUCGCGGCGGCGCGCAUCGCCGCGCUCGGCGCGGCCGCGCGGCGCGCGAGCCUGACGCGCGCCCGGGGCAGCAUGGGCGGCGGCGGCGGCGGCGGCGGCGGCAGCAGCGCGGCGGCAUCGUUUUCAGAGUUGGUGGCCGGCGGCGCUGGGGCGGGGGGCCAGCGGGGGAGCCUGAUUGGCUCCAGGGGGAGCGGGCGUCUAAGCAGGAGCGGCUCAGCGCUGCAGCGCGGCCUGCAGCAGCACGCGCAGUUGCUGCAGCGGCAGCAGCAGGAGGAGGGGGACGACGGCGCCGACGACCUCGACGCUGCGGCGGCCGCCGCCGCCGCCGCGCUGGGCCUGGGUCUGACUGACAACGCCGCGGCCGCCGACCAGCUCGCCGGCGCCGGCGCCGACGGCAGCGGCGGCGGCAGCAAGCAGGGGGACAGCGGCGGGGGCGGUGCGUUCCCCUCGACGGACUCAGCAGCGGGGGAGGUGCCGGGGGCGGCGGCGUCGGGGCGGCCGGAAGUGGAACAGGCGCUGGGGGAGGGGGGCGCCCUCGAGGCCGUGCUCGGCGGCCGCGGCUUGGGGGCGCGGCCCGAGGAGGUGCAGCGCACGUACCGGCUGCUGCUGCUCGCCAACGGGGUCGACAGCAUCGCAGCGUGGCCGCUGCGAGGGCCGCGGCGCGUUCUGAAGGUCUUCGAUUGA